Messenger RNA from Solanum stenotomum, 1337 nucleotides. RefSeq names its product nudix hydrolase 18, mitochondrial-like. Gene Ontology annotation, cellular component: cytoplasm; nucleus. The transcript is spliced from 5 exons. Gene Ontology annotation, molecular function: pyrophosphatase activity. The record is from RefSeq and is a predicted model, not a curated record. The coding region runs from base 225 to 995 and encodes 256 amino acids. NCBI's taxonomy places the organism in Eukaryota, Viridiplantae, Streptophyta, Magnoliopsida, Solanales, Solanaceae.
GUAUGAAAAAAAAUGAGAUGUAACCCAAUAAAAUAGCUAUCUUUUUUCCAUAUUUAGGCAUUAGACAAUUCACAAAAUUAUUUCUUCUUAUUUUCUCUUUCUAUAACCGCCAAAUUAUAAUAAUCCUACAUAUAAUUGACAUUUCUUCCAUUCCCCUUUUUUUUUGUUUAUGAAGAACGAGAAAAUUAUAAUUUGAUUUUAUUUACUUCUUAGAAAAUUCGAAAAUGUUCAAGACAUUUUCUAUGUCCUCCCGUAUGGGAAGAGACUUACAGAGGUACAAUGAAGGUUGUCGUCAAGUUGUUGGAUGCAUUCCAUACAGAUACAUAAAUAGUUACCAGUCAGGUUACAAUAUUGAUGAUUUGGAGUUUCUAUUGAUCAGCUCACAGAAAAGUCCAAGAUUGAUGUUCCCUAAGGGUGGUUGGGAAAUUGAUGAGUCGUUAAAAGAUGCAGCUUUACGAGAAACCUUUGAGGAAGCUGGAGUUCUUGGCGAUGUUGAUGUUCAGGACUAUUUAGGUACCUGGAGUUUCAAGAGCAAAAGCCAAGGCACAUUUCAUGAGGGACACAUGCUGCCUUUGCUUGUCACUCAGGAAUUAGAUGAAUGGCCUGAGAAAUCUGCUCGUCGACGUUUAUGGAUGAAAUUUAACGAAGCGAGGGAAAUAUGUUGGCAUCCAUGGAUGAAGGAAGCUUUAGAUGUUUUUGCUUCUAAGCUUGCUAAGAGAAACAAAGAAGAGCCUCAAACAUUAUACCCUUUCAAGGAAUUGUCAAAUGAAGCAAUGCCUGCAGUAGCUAACCAAAUGUACAAUAUUGAAGAACAAAGAAUGGACAAUGUUGAAGCUAAUCCUUUGACUAGUGAAGAACCAAUCAUCAAUCCAAUCUUUGUAGACGAUUCGAUGUUCAACGAGACAUUGUUUAAUGAAGAUCUGGGAAUAAGCCAUAUAGCUACUACAUCAUUGUUCAAUGAAGAUACAAGAAUAAGCAUUGUUGCUCAUAGCUAGCAACUAAAGGAAGGAGAAACAUCAACAAGCUUAGGAAACAACAGUGGCGGAUCUAGUAUUUAGAUGCUAGUUGUGGAUUUCUGAAAUGUAUCUCUAACUCUAUCUAUACACUUGUUUUUUUGCAUAUGUAUAUUUAGUUUGAUCCUAAAGUACUACUGAAUUCUAUUGAACCUAUAAUUAGAUCCGCCGCUUAUAAAUAAAAGUAGGCAGGGGAUCAAGAAUUGGAGAUGCCUAUUGUAAAUAGAUUAGGGACUUAAGGCUACAUAUAGUCUUUCUUUUGUUGCUUGUUGUAAAUACUCCUUGACCAAUAUAUUAUGAAUGUACAGACUGACAUUAUAUAUA